CCACUCUGCCACUCUGCCACUGGUCGAUUCUUGGUGACUUUGACGGGGCCAGCGACGCCCGAUCUCAUCGGAAGCCUCAUCAAAACAUCCCACUUUGUGCCACUUACCCCGUAAUUACCUGUUAGUACAGGUGCCCCAGUGCCUAGGCCUAGGCCUAGUGCAAGCCGACAGACCUGCUGCAGGCUGGAAGCGCAGUUUGACCGCGCGCCUGACCCCCACUUCGCAUAUUUACGUCUACACAGAUUCGGCCCUGUCCAGGUACCACGACCAGCCCAACACGAGUCGACGGCGCAGGUGCGAGGACUCUCUCACCUGAUCCUUCUGCUUGUCAGCACCUCUGAUGGCUGAAGAUGCCGCCAGUGGUGGUUGGAGCACCAUUGAAUCCGACGAGGGCGUCUUCACCUCUCUGAUCGAACAGCUGGGAGUCAAGGAAGUGCAGGUUGAAGAACUAUUCUCACUCAACGCAGAUUGGUUCCGUGCUUUGAGUCCUGUCUACGGUGUCAUCUUCCUGUUCAAAUGGACCGGCCAGGGAUCGGAAAAUAAGGCGGCACCUCAAGAUGGCUCGUACGACCGUACCGCAGUCGAUGACGAGGGACUCUUCUUUGCUGCCCAGACAAUCCAGAACGCCUGCGGCACGCAGGCCAUACUCUCGGUGGUGUUGAACAAUGACAAGUCUGUCGAUGCCUCUUCGUCAGGCGCGGACGAGGCGGGGGAGAGAAUUGACAUCGGUCCUGCGCUACAAGAGUUCAAAGACUUUACGGCGGGCUUCGACGCAAGCCUGCGGGGAGAGACGCUCUCGAAUUCGGAAAUGAUCCGAACUGUCCACAACAGCUUCGCGAAAUCGAGCCCGUUUGUUGACGAGACUCAGCGUGACCCCAGCGCGGGAACGGAAGACGCCUUCCACUUCAUUGCCUACACCCGCUACCACGGCAAACUGUACGAACUCGACGGGCUCCAGCCCUAUCCUAUCCUUCACGGCGAGUGCACAGCCGAGGACUUCCCGGACAAGAUCGUGUCGGUUGUGCAGCGGCGGAUCUUGAGCUACCCAGAAGACGAGAUCCGCUUCAACCUCAUGGCCGUGUGCCAGGACCAGAGGAUCAAGUGGCGCCAACUCGACGAACCCAACCUGCUCCAGGAGGAGGAACGAAAGCGGGCCAAGUGGGAUUUCGAAAACGCUCUGCGGCGGCACAACUUUGUCGGGUUCACGGACGAGGUGCUCAAGGGGGUGAUGGAAAUGAAGAUCCAAGAUGGCUCCUACGAUGCCUGGGUCGAGCAGGCCAAAAAGGCGACGGCGAAGAGAUUCCAGGAGAGAAAGGGGUAGGUUGGUGUCUGAAGGCUAUGUACCUAAGUAUGGUGACAUGGUCUCUAGCGGUCCACAAUGGAAGGGGAUCAGAGGGACUGCGAUGGCCUGGAUGAAGCUGUAAUGGACAACGAGCGGAUAAUGCAGCUCAACUGCAAGUGUUAAUGCCUCACGGCCUGGUUCUUUGACCCCGUUUCUGAUCCCCGAGGACGUUGCCACACAGUAGCUAUGCCUGUCGUGACACGCGCCCAAUACCCGCGAUACACGAAGAAAAUUUGAGUCUUGGAUGCCACAGAAGGGGAGCUAGGGCGCUGAUUGGCUGGGCGGGCCUGGUGCAAAGGGCGUGCUCUGAUUGGCCGG
Messenger RNA from Cladophialophora immunda, 1660 nucleotides. RefSeq lists its product as uncharacterized. Gene Ontology annotation, molecular function: cysteine-type deubiquitinase activity. The coding region runs from base 341 to 1321 and encodes 326 amino acids. The transcript is spliced from 3 exons. Gene Ontology annotation, cellular component: cytoplasm. The record is from RefSeq and is a predicted model, not a curated record. Gene Ontology annotation, biological process: protein deubiquitination; ubiquitin-dependent protein catabolic process. NCBI's taxonomy places the organism in Eukaryota, Fungi, Ascomycota, Eurotiomycetes, Chaetothyriales, Herpotrichiellaceae.